Messenger RNA from Aspergillus calidoustus, 345 nucleotides. NCBI's taxonomy places the organism in Eukaryota, Fungi, Ascomycota, Eurotiomycetes, Eurotiales, Aspergillaceae. The record is from the annotation of a GenBank genome assembly.
AUGGUACAGGACUCGAUCUCGGGUUGUCCACAGAAUGCAGAAUGCCCCGAGGACCCUGGGUACUCGGUACCUGGUACCUGGUACCAACAUCAGAUCGAUUUCCUCCACAGCGGACCCUUCCACAAACCACCCCAACACACCGAUGACAGAUCAGCUCUUUCACCCCUCACAGGGCAACGCAAGGCACACAUUCCAUCGUCGAGACGCUCGAUCCAGCGAAAAGACAAAGAAAAGGCACAGAAGAGCGACCUCUCACAUUUCCAACGGUCUGGAACCCCAUCUUGCAGAUCAUUCCGAACAAGUCCGGCUGGCCGGCGCAUGGGCCUCUCCGCUGUUCUUUGCUGA